CUCAAAUUACAUGUUUAAAAAGUUGUCGAUAAAUGAGUUGUCAAACGCUGGGAACCAACAAAACGAAGUGAACAUCACAUCCCUGUCCGCCAACACUAAGUACGCGAUUGUUGUCCAGGCGUUCAACAGUAAGGGAACGGGACCCCAGUCUGAAGAGGUUUAUGGCCAGACACUAGUGAUGGACAGGCCAUCUGCGCCCCUCCUAUCUCAAGGGGACGUCGGGUACGACUGGAUUGAGAUCGUGUGGACCUUUCCCUCUGAAGCUAACCUUUCGGCAGCUUUGAGUCAAAUCAACGGCUAUUAUGUGUUUUCCAAAAGCCAUUCAUCCGUUUGGAUGGAGAGACAGAUCCGCAUCAAAACCAACGCCUAUACCAGUAAUGAUCUGCUCUGCGGCACAUUAUAUCAGUAUUAUGUGGUGGCAUAUAAUGCAAUGGGAAAGGGAGACGCCAGCGAUUCAAUAGCCAUUAAGACUAAAGGAUCAGCUUGCCCAUCACCGAUCUUGAUGAAAUAUAUAUCGUUGGAAAGCUAG
Messenger RNA from Medioppia subpectinata, 529 nucleotides. NCBI's taxonomy places the organism in Eukaryota, Metazoa, Arthropoda, Arachnida, Sarcoptiformes, Oppiidae. The record is from the annotation of a GenBank genome assembly.